Molecule: messenger RNA, 2495 nt
Organism: Homarus americanus (American lobster)
Lineage: Eukaryota; Metazoa; Arthropoda; Malacostraca; Decapoda; Nephropidae
Product: cytochrome P450 3A6-like
Exons: 6
Coding region: 226-1737 (503 amino acids)
Molecular function (GO): iron ion binding; monooxygenase activity; heme binding
Source: RefSeq, a predicted model, not a curated record
UUUUCUUGCACAUAUACUUUUUGCGAGUCGUCUGAUCCUCUCAUAACAACACGUAGGUUCAGACACAAAACAAGUAGAGUAAUCAGUACAGGACACAGGAUAUACAGUACGACAACUCCGUCAGCGAGGAAUGCUCUGGCAGCACAAGGACAGUGUUUAUAAAGUCAUGGUGGAACAGUGAACACUGCGUUGCUAAACAGUGUUACGCUUCACUGCAGGAGGACAAUGUUGUUUACGGUGGCGCUGCUGGUGGUGGCGGCGUGGUUGUACUCCAAGUACUGUCAUACCUACUGGGCGGCACGCGGGGUGGUCACUAUACCAGGGUACAUUCCCUUCCUAGGCCACAGCCACAAGCUCUUUAGAACGUCCUACCCAAGAUGGCUGUACAUUGAUGAGGUAUACAAGAAUCUUACUGGAUCCAAGUUCUGUGGAUACUAUGACCAACUUACACCCACUUUAAUGCUGAUGGACCCUGAACUAGUAAAGACUAUCCUUAUUAAAGAUUUUAACCACUUUGCCGAUCGCCGGAACUUUGGUAUGACCUCAAAGAGGGACGAGACGGUUAAGGAAAUGCUCUCAUUUUCAAAUGGGGACCAUUGGAAAAGAAUCCGCUCGGUGUUGUCCCCCAUAUUCAACUCCAGCAGAAUAAAGGGGAUAUUCCCUUUGGUGGCGCUGAAGGCUGAUGCUCUGGUAGAUUAUAUACACAGAGAAAUAAAAAGCCACUCAGCUCUCCCACUUAGGAAAACAUUUGCUUUGUAUACCCUGGAAGUCAUCUCGUCUUGUGCCUUUGGGGUGGAGACAAAUUCUUUUCAAGGUGAAGAACAAAUCAUUAACGAUAUGGCAGAUAAGCUAUUAAAUGUAUCUGGCUCUCGUUUUCGUAAUAUGAAGACGCUUCUGUUCUUUUUAUUUCCAAGGAGUUGCUCAUUUUUUAAGAUCAGCUUUUCCCCGCCUGAGAUAGUCUUCUUUGAGAACGUCAUUAUGGAGACAAUGAAGCAGAGAGAAAAAGGAGGAAAGCGCGGCGACUUCCUAGACCUGAUGAUGGAGGCUCGCGAGGACCAGAAGGACCCUGACUUGAAGGCCCCAAAAUACCCACUGAAGGACGUUACUAUAGUGGCCGAGUCCAUAUUGUUCAUCAUAGUCGGGUACGACACUACAGCCACCACCCUCUCCUUCAUCGCCUUCCUUCUGGCUCAGUACCCCGAGCAACAGCAGCGCCUGCGACAGGAGCUGAAAAACAUUGUCAAGGAAUAUGGAACACUCACCUACCAAGGCAUCAUGCAGGCCAAGUUUCUCGAUGCUUGUAUAUCAGAGGCAUUAAGAUUGCACCCCACGAUCAACUUCGUGGAGCGGAUUUGCACCAAAGACUACAACAUCUCAGGUACUGAUAUGAUCAUCCCAAAGAAGACCAUAGUAAGCAUCCCGUUCUGGAGCCUCCACAAGGACCCUCAGUACUGGGCUGACCCGGACGUCUUCAGUCCAGACCGAUUCCUGCCAGAGAACAAAGACAAAAUUAAGAGUGGUACUUAUCUUCCCUUCAGUCUUGGUCCGAGGAACUGUAUCGGGAUGCGGUUCGCCUUGAUGGAGGUCAAGUUGGCGCUGGCCAAGAUUCUCCUGGAUUUUGAGGUGAGCUGCGCACCUGGCCAAGAGCAGAUGGAGUUUGCUAAAUCCUUUGGAAGCAUGAGACCUUCACCAGACAUGAAAAUCGUCUUCAAGCCGUUGAUCAACUGUGAACAAUAACCUGCAGGGAGAGGCUGUGACUUCUCCCACACUGUUGUGAAAGAGGAACAGUGAUGUAGAGGAGCAGGAACACUACAGUAGUGUUGAGAAUGUGAGGUGAGCAACAACACAGUGGCCUCAAGCAUAUAUACAAGAAUUCUCCUCAAAUUAUCACAAUCAAUAACACUGCUCUUCGAUCAUGGUGACGAAAAAUCAUGAACAAUAGAAUAACAAUUUCUUCAUAAAAAUGUAAUUUUAUGAGUUAGAUAAUAUGAACUGUGCCAUUAAGUUGAUUCACUUCCAUUCUAUUUCCAUUCAUAAUUGUUUUUUGUAAUUAUAUUUUUUAAAUCUCUCACACUACUCUGACGCAUAACAAACCUUCCCUCAUGAUCAGAUCCUAUAGAGGCCACCACUAUCGCUUGCUAAGCCUCGGGAAGGUGAAACUCAGACGAGGUUCAACUGAAACUGUUGCAACUGACAGUGGGAGGUCCGCACAGGAUAGUGAUCACUGAGGCUGUCGGCCUCAGAUCACUGUGGCCAGUUUGUCUGGGGAUGGAAGAGUCUCCAUUAACCCUUAAUAGAAGCAGCUGCUCCUCUACGACUGGCUGUUGCAACAGUCUGCGGGUAAAAGUGACCUACCUGCUUUUUAAUGUCGAGGGGCUGAGCUAAGAACACUAAGCUCUUGAAGUUUGAUCUAUACUAGAGCAAGACGUUCACCGACACUGUACAUAAAGGAUCAUCAGUAUCGAAAUAUAUGGAGAAUAAAUGAUUUAAACUAC